Molecule: messenger RNA, 2707 nt
Organism: Eriocheir sinensis (Chinese mitten crab)
Lineage: Eukaryota; Metazoa; Arthropoda; Malacostraca; Decapoda; Varunidae
Product: hemicentin-2-like
Exons: 10
Coding region: 927-1919 (330 amino acids)
Biological process (GO): synapse organization
Cellular component (GO): neuron projection membrane
Source: RefSeq, a predicted model, not a curated record
GACCCUCAGCUCCCGGCCUUGAAAGAUUCCUGGACUGCCUUCAUCGUGACACGCUAAAUAAUCACGCGCUUCGAGGAUAAAGACUCAAGUUUAUAAACAAUUUGUCUGCAUUUCCGUGACUCACUGUACACACACAUGACGACCUGCUUCCUGCGCGCUUCAAUCAGGCUGGCAGGCGUUACCCUACCCGCUGGCAUCAUCGGCGAUACAUUUCUCAAUCAAGCACAUCAUAAAGUUGCGUUCCUUUCUUCUGCUUCGACGUCUCCCUCAACGAGUCUACGAAUUUGUGGCCAACGUCGUCGCCCCAGCAAGCCCGGCGGUUGGCCCUGAACACUGCAAGGAAAAUUGGAAAUUCCUCUCUAUAUGUAAACAAACGGCCUCCCCGCAUCCCCGUGAGCCGACGCAAUCGAGGCGGGACAUGAGGAGCAUUGUGUGUCCGUGUGUGCCAUGAAUGAUGAAGGAGAUGUAGUGAUGUGACCACGGAUAUGCUGGACAGAACAAUAGAAUCUUCAACGAAAAUACGUUUUCCAAACAAAGUGAAGUCCACUGACAAUUCAACACUCACAAAAAAAACUAUACAUUGAAAGAAAGAAGAUAUACAACGGCAGUGAAUGAACCUAUAUAUUGAAAAUAAAACUCAGUAACUAGAAAGUUGUGUGUCAAACUAAAUAUAAAUCACACCAAAUGGAGCUCAACAAGACUUAAACCUGAGACUCAUACUUGACCACGCAUAAUCACUGUCCACCUGCAGGCAGCAAGGGCGUCUACUCCCUCUGAACCUGCAGCGGGGAGGUGGAGGUGGUGGUGGGGGAGGCAGUGGUAAAAACGCAACACACACUGACCAGCCUCACCACAGCAAGGGUUCAGGUAUGUAGGCAUUCAGCGGCCUCCUGCAGCCCUCCACCGGCAGUCGAGAAUGGUGGAAGAUGAGGGAGUUAUCAGGAGAGCCGAGAGGACGAGGAGGACAGGACGGACGGGCGGCCACCUCCUCAGCCUCACCCACACCCUCCCCACGCCACCCUCAGCAGCCCCGCCCCGCUCCACCGUCGCCGCCUAGCCACACCAGACAUGGGUCCACGGUGGCAACAGUGGUGUUCUUCACGUUGUUCUGUGCAGGUCGGGGCCACAUCCGGGAGGGUCACCGCGGACCACCAUUGCUGGACGGGUCACAGCCCACCCUGCCCCCGCCCCCACCGCCCCAGCUGGACCCCGCACACUCUGGUGACGUCACGGCACUCGCUGACCGCCCGGCCAUCCUCAACUGCCGCGUCCACAACAUCAACAACAAAACGGUGUCGUGGAUCCGGCACCGGGACAUCCACCUGCUGACGGUGGGCCGCUACACCUACACGUCUGACCAGCGGUUCAGGGCGCUGCACGAGGACGACUCCGACGACUGGAUCCUCAAAAUAAACUAUGUGCAGACGCGAGACUCUGGGGUGUACGAGUGUCAGGUCUCCACGACGCCUCCAAUUUCCCACUUCAUACGCCUCACCGUCGUCAAGCCGCUCACGCACAUCCUCGGCGGCCCAGACAUGCACAUCAACACGGGCUCCACCAUCAACCUGACCUGCCUGGUGGAGUACAGCCCCGAGCCGCCUGACUUCAUCUACUGGAACCACAACAACAAGAUCAUCAGUUAUGACUCAAGCCGCGGCGGGGUCACAGUCAUCCUGGAGAAGGGGGACCUCACGACCAGCUCCCUGCUCAUCCAGAAGGCGCGGCCCUCAGACUCCGGCCGCUAUGACUGCAGCCCCUCCAACGCCGCCUCCGCUAACGUGACUGUACAUGUGUUAAACGGCGAGCACCCGGCGGCGAUGCAACACGGGGGUCAGAGCGCCUACACAAACUCCUCACUCGGCCACAUCCUCUCCCUGCUCGUCCUCCUGAUGGGCCUCCACGCCGUCAUCCUUAACUAACGACGCCGCGCUACCAAGAUGGAGCGUGACGGCAGUAGCACCCAGACCCCGAUAAUUACGAUAACAACAGAAACAACUAACGGAAGCAGACUAGCAACAACAGGAGAAGGGACGGCAGUAGCGCCAAGAUUACGAUAAUUAUGAUAACAGUAACAACAACUAACGGAGCCACGCUAUCAACAGGAGGGAGAGUGACAGCAGAAGUACAAGACCCCAAUGAUAACGAUAACAACAGCAAUCAGCAACAAGACGCCAUACACCAAUUUUCUCAAAGGCAACACGGUGACACUCAUGGAACACAAUUGCCAUAUGAUAUAUCACCACGCUCUCGCACACGCACACAAUAUGACUGGUGCGUGGGUGGGGAUGAAAGGUAGAGGUGUUGAAGCUAGCAGGACACGAAGCCACCAAUCCGCAUGUAGGUGACCCCCAACUAUGUGCUCAGAGGGUUUUUAUGGUGAAAGUCUUGACGCAUCGAGGCGGCAGAGCAAUCAAUAGUGGCAGCGGCAGCGGCAGCAGGAAGGAAAGGAAGGUAGGAAGGGGUUGGAAGGGGGUGGAAGGCAUUGAUGACCAUACCCGCACACCUAUACAAACAAACACACACACACACACACACACACACACACACACACACACACACCUAUACAUCCCUCUAACCACCCUCCUCCCCCAAAUCCACCCACACUCACACCCAUACCCACCACACAUGCGCAUAAAUCCCCCUCCAAUCCCCCACACACAAAGAACUUAUAACGAACAUUUCAAUCCCACAUUCAGGAAAACUUCAA